CAAUGGGUUAAAUUAUUUAUUUUAGACUGAUCUUCAUUUUGGGGUUUGUUUGCUUUUGCCUUUUGCUUAAGCCAUACCCGGUUCGAUGAUGAGGCAAUAAUGUACCCAAAAACCUCAAUUUCAAAUGCUGCAGCUGUACACCAAACUCAAAAGACAAGAGAGAGAAACUUAUAUGGAGACCUCUUUUUGUCCAAGUCUGAUCAUUGAUUCCAGUUGUGUUUUGAUUCAAGUUAUUAGUUUGAUGGGUUUUCAUUUCAAAAAGUUUCUAUCUUGAUGCUACUGUAGUUGUACAGACUUAGUAAAGUUAAAGUAAUACUAGUUAUAGGAAAGAACCAAUUUUUUUUCUUACUUCAUUAAUGAUUCCCUGAUAGUCAAUAAGUUGUUGCCAGUAUCACAACUGUGUUUUGUUUUGGUUCAGCUUCUGCUUUCUUGUGGUUUGGCAUCAUUAUGGGUCCUUUUUGAGAGCUUCAAAAGAGCUGUUGGGUAGGGAGAAAGAAACUUAGUAUUGAUCCAUAAAGUGUGAAGAGACCAAAGAGGCUGGACCACAUUGUUUCUUUUUUUCUCUUGAAUGGUGCAUACUCAGACGCUGGCUGUUUGUUGAGAUAUGAACUGUGUUUCAUGCAGUUUUCGCUUUCUAGUUUGUUGUUUUCCCAGUCGUUUUCUUUUAUAAAGCAGUGAAAUUUUUUCCCUUUUUUCAUUUGAGUUUGGUAAAGCCUGGUUGGUGAAGAAUUGCUCGCCUUUUGGCAAAAUUUAAUUUAUUUAGUUGAAUUGUCAUCUUGGGGCUGUGAUAGGAGGGUUUUGUUUUCAUGAGUUGUUAUGCUGGAGCUGGGGUUUUUGUCAAGCUCUCAGGGCUUUUCGUGAGGUGGAUUUUCUUGAUGAUGUCUAUGACUUGUAAAUUUGGUGGCUCUAAUGGCGUAGUGCCAGCUAGUUCCAAGCUGAAGAAGACGAAGGAGGCUUUUCAUGGGCUUAAUUGUGUCAAACGAUGGGGGAAAAAUCUUCUCUUUCUCUUACUUCUAGGUUUUGUUACUAUUCUCAGCAUUUGGUUUCUCUCAAGGCUUGAAACUGGGGCUUUGUGGAGGAAUAAGAAAACUCCAGAUUCUUUUGAAAAGAAAGCUAAAAUCUUUCUCCAGCACUUUAAUGUCAGCAACAACCAGCUCCAUGCUUUGGCUAAUUUGUUCUCUGCAUCAGAUCAGAUAUCAUCCCUGGAAUGUACCAAAGAACCUGGAACUGGAAUGCCAUUAAGCAAAAGCAUUGCCUGUGCUUUGAAGGUACCGUGCUCAGAAAAGCAGGAGUUACAAAAGCGGAAUAAAUUGGUUGCUGAAAAUGUAGAGCGCAAGGACCAGUGCCCGGUUAAAGAUGUAAAGGCUCCCUGGAAGCUUGACCGAUCGGUUCUAGCAGAUGUAUCUUUAGUUUCAAAACCCAACAUUUCACCAAUUUCACCUAGUUGGCAGAAUUUUAGAAAGAACCUAUUGCAAAUAAGUGCAUGGAGACACCAUGCAAGAGAGUAUUUUAAGAUUUCCUAUUUUUAUUUGGUCAAAGAAUAUUGGUGGGUCCUUGCUGGAAUGAUAUUAAGCUGCAUCAUUUUUGGUUUAUAUUUGGAAUUGAGAGGGACUGAGAUGCAUAUGCUGGCUCAGUCACAGCAACAACACAGGCAGCAACAUCAGCAGCCUCCUAAACGUGCUCGAAAGUGGAGGAGGAAGUUCCUACUAUUAUUUUUCUUGUUUGGUAUUUCAAUGUCCUUCUUCACGUUUUAUCACUUGUAUACAAAGAUGGUGGUGAAGAGGAAAGAGACACUAGCCAGCAUGUGUGAUGAGCGAGCACGGAUGCUGCAGGAUCAGUUCAAUGUGAGCAUGAAUCAUGUUCAUGCUCUGGCUAUUCUAGUAUCCACCUUUCACCAUAGAAAACAUCCAUCUGCAAUGGAUCAGGCAACAUUUGGUAUAUUUACUGAGAAAACAGCUUUUGAAAGACCACUUACCAGUGGUGUAGCUUAUGCUUUAAAAGUUCUUCACUCAGAUAGGGAACAAUUUGAGAAGCAGCAUGGAUGGACUAUAAAGAAAAUGGAAACUGAGGACCAGACCCUAGUACAGGAUUGUGUACCGGAAAAUUUGGAUCCUGCACCUGUUCAAGAUGAAUAUGCACCUGUAGUGUUUGCUCAACAAACUGUAUCUCACAUUGUCUCUAUUGACAUGAUGUCUGGAAAGGAAGAUCGUGAGAAUAUUUUGCGAGCAAGGGCAUCUGGAAAGGGAGUACUGACAUCGCCCUUUAAGCUAUUGAAGUCCAAUCACCUUGGUGUUGUACUCACAUUUGCUGUCUAUAAGACUGAGCUACCCCCGGAUGCUACACCAAAACAACAUAUUGAAGCUACUGUUGGGUAUCUUGGUGCAUCCUAUGAUGUUCCAUCAUUAGUGGAGAAGCUUCUGAACCAACUUGCCAGCACAGAAGAUAUUAUUGUGAAUGUAUAUGACACGACUAAUGCAUCUGCUUACAUCCGUAUGUAUGGUACUGACAUCUGUGGUAUUGGUCUACCACAUAUUAGCAGCCUUGAUUUUGGAGAUCCCAUGAGGAGGCAUGAGAUACACUGCAGGUAUAUGCAUAAGGCUCCUUUACCUUGGACAGCAAUAAAUGCUUCAGUUGGGCUCUUAAUAAUCACUUGCCUUGUUAGUCAUAUUUUCAAUGCGGCCAUCAGUCGAAUUACACAAGUGGAGAAGGACUAUCUUGAGAUGAUGGAGCUCAAAGCUCGUGCUGAGGCUGCAGAUGUGGCAAAAUCCCAGUUUCUAGCAACUGUUUCCCACGAGAUCAGGACUCCGAUGAAUGGUGUCUUAGGUAUGCUGCAAAUGCUGAUGCACACAGAUCUUGAUGCCGAACAAAUGGAAUUUGCUGAGACUGCUCUGGCUAGUGGGAAAGAUCUUAUCACAUUGAUAAACGAUGUUCUUGAUCAAGCAAAGAUAGAAUCGGGCAAACUUGAGCCAGAAUCUGUACCAUUUUAUGUGCAUUUAGUUCUUGAUAACAUACUAUCGCUUUUCUCGGGAAAAUGUAGUGAGAAAGGAAUUGAGUUUGCUGUAUAUGUCUCCGAUCAGGUUCCUGAAGUUGUCAUUGGUGAUCCUGGUCGGUUCCGCCAAAUAAUUACAAAUCUUGUUGGAAACUCAAUUAAGUUCAUACGUGACAAGGGGCAUAUAUUUGUCUCAUUGCAUCUAGCUGAUGAAGUGAGUAGCAAACCUGAUGUUCAGGACAAAGUACUGCAACAAAGUUUAAGAUCAGAUGAAGACGAGUCAAACAAGGAGUGCAGAUCAUUGAGUGGGUUUCCUGUGGUUAAUAGAUGGAAUAGCUGGAAAAACUUUAAGAUGUUAAACAACAAAGAUACUAUGGAGCAGCCUGAAAUUGUUAAAUUACUAGUGAGUGUAGAGGAUACAGGUGUUGGAAUUCCUCUUGAUGCCCAAAGCCGUAUUUUCACUCCUUUUAUGCAGGCUGACAGUUCCACUUCACGAACAUAUGGUGGUACUGGAAUUGGAUUAAGUAUCAGCCGAUGUCUGGUGGAGCUCAUGGGUGGGGAGAUUGGGUUUGUAAGUGCACCUAAUACUGGCAGUACUUUUUCAUUUACUGUAGCUUUUAGAAAAGGGGAAGCAGGUCCACUGGAUAAGUGGCAGCACUAUGAUCCAGCUAUUAGAGACUUCCAAGGAUUAAGAGCAUUGGUAAUUGAUGACAGAAGCAUUCGUGCAGAGGUCACCAGAUAUCAUCUUCAGAGGUUGGGAAUUGCUGUGGAUAUUACUGACAGUAUCCAAUCAGCAUGCACUUUUAUAUCUGAUACUUGCAGCCCCAGUAUGUUGGCACAGUUGGCUAUAGUUCUUGUUGACAAAGAUGUUUGGAACAAGGAAACUGGUCUUGCAUUUCAUCAGUUGCUCAAACAGCAAAGGCAAAAAGGAGGCCUGAACUCCAGAGUAGAAUUUCAAAGGAUUUUUCUCUUGGCUACCUACAUUAAUCCUGCAGAACUCAAUGAGCUGAAAUUGGAUGGUGUUAUAGAUUUGCGGAUGAAGCCUCUUAGGUUGAGUGCCUUGUUUGGCUGGUUGCAAGAAGCUCUUGGAAGCAACAAGAAGUGGGAAGUAAAUAGAAAGAAAAACAUUAAUCCUGGGAAUUUACUAAAAGGGAAACGAAUACUGGUGGUGGAUGACAAUAAGGUUAACAGAAGAGUGGCAGAAGGUGCCCUAAGUAAAUAUGGAGCAAUAGUUACUUGUGUUGAAAGUGGUAGCACUGCUUUACAGAUGCUUAAACCACCCCAUGACUUUGAUGCUUGUUUCAUGGAUCUGCAAAUGCCAGAAAUGGAUGGGUUUGAAGCUACCCGACAGAUUCGCUGCAUAGAGAAUAAGGUUAAUGAUGAGGUUGCUUCUAGUGAAUCAUCAAGUGAGAUAAGGACACUCUGGCAUGUACCAAUAUUGGCAAUGACAGCUGAUGUCAUUCAGGCCACAAAUGAGAAGUGUAUGAACUGUGGGAUGGAUGGUUAUGUGUCGAAGCCUUUUGAAGAAGAGCAACUUUAUUUUGCAUUGUCACAAUUCUUUGAGUCUGGUUGACAAGGUCAGAUUGAAAUGGCAGUGGUUAUUUAACUUCUGACAAUUGUUGGUCUUCUAUAUAUCUGGAUUGACACCCAAAGUGCUUUGGUUCAAAUAUCAUCAAGCCUGACUGUUAUCAGGUGGUAUACAGGCCAAUUCGUACCUCAUCAUUAAUGCCUUUCCAAUUAUGGAAUGUUGUGCUUGUGAGUUGUGACAGUACAUGCGUAAAUACUGGGGGGAGAGUAGUCAAAUGCAUGGUGUCGUAUCCUCACGACAUCAUAUGAUCACUUGCUGAGAUCAAUAACGCAAAAUGGUGGUCUUUUUUUUUUGUAGAUAUCUAAAUUAUUGAACUAAUUAAUGUCUUCUAUUGCUUUUCAACUGACAUUUUGUUGAAUCUUCCUUGAAGUAAGUAGGAAAAGACUGAAAGAUUAUGAUGCUAAAAUAUCCAUCUUUUAAGUUCUGAUGAGAUGAAUAAUCAUCUUUUCAUCUCAGGAGUUGCGUGAGAUACGUACAUGCAAAUAAGAGUGGGUGAAAGUUUGAAUUAUUCAUUUUAUCAGAGCCAAAAGUGGGUUUUCUGGGCAUUGUAUCAUUUCAUUCAAGUCUGCUUCACUUUGAGGGAGAGAACAAAACAACAAGUAUUGGAAAUUAAUGCAGUGGAGCUCAAGAGUAUUUAGGGAAAAACCUUGUAUCUUUGCUGAAAGAAGGCAUUUUCACCGGGAUUGCAGUAUUGGUAUGUUGAUGGAGAGGGUAAAUCUGUUACUGUUGAUUGUAUGUAAACUGAAAAGAAAGUCCAGUUUGUUUAGAACCCCGUGUCUUUGUUGUAUUCUUUCAUAUUUCUAGUAUCAUUGUAACAUAAAUGUGGGUAGAGUAAAUAAAUUAGUUGCUCAUAA
Messenger RNA from Pistacia vera, 5431 nucleotides. RefSeq names its product histidine kinase 2. The record is from RefSeq and is a predicted model, not a curated record. Bases 807 to 4562 code for a protein of 1251 amino acids. The transcript is spliced from 14 exons. Gene Ontology annotation, molecular function: phosphorelay sensor kinase activity. NCBI's taxonomy places the organism in Eukaryota, Viridiplantae, Streptophyta, Magnoliopsida, Sapindales, Anacardiaceae. Gene Ontology annotation, biological process: phosphorelay signal transduction system; phosphorylation.